CAUGAGGUAAAUAAACUUCUGUUCUUUAUAGAUUACUCAGUCUGUGGUAUUCAAUUAUAGCAACAAAAAAGUAGGCUAAGACAGAGUGUUUUCUAUAUGAAGGCAACAGAAUGGAGAGUAGCUGCACUUUUCACUUGGAAAAAGACAGACAACCAAGGUAUUAAACUUAUGAAUGUCAAUGCUGGAACUGAAGUGUAAUUUACAUUUUUAUUGUCUCAAUGUGAGGAAAACCAGACCUUCCUAUUUGGAUAGCCAGAAAAGCUGAGAAGCUACCCAGGACUCUUGGGUGGUUCAGAUCCUUUUCUCACUCAUUUAAACACUUCUCUUCCCUUUGCCCCAGAAAUUUGCAGUACUACUACGCAGCAUGUUUUCAGUUUAAAGCCCCAUGUGUGGAGAUGCGCACUGGCUACUGCAUGGAAUUUUGUAUCCUGAAGACUUUGAUCCUUUGAUGGAGCAAGGAUGUUGGUGUUCAGAAGAUUAUAUCAGGGUAUGGUGGCCAAGAGAAGCUGACUAUCCAUCAUCCCCCCCAAAUAUGGAUGAUCUGAAGAUAGAGGUUACUUGAAUCCUUUCUUGUAAAGAGGAACUGGAAGACAUUGCAGCUGUUCACUCAUGAGACAGAUGAGUCUCUCACUGAUUUCCAUCAGUGAUUUGUUCAGAUAUUCUAAAACAUUUAUUGGCGUGAGUCCAAGGUCUUAUAAAAAUUGUCCUCUGUUUCUAACCACCUUUAUUUUAGCUCUUUUACUGACUCUCCAAACCCAAGUUAAAGGAAAGGUAGGAUGGCAGAAGCAAACUAUUACUCAAAUCUUAGCAGCAGCUACUCAGUUUUGGGAUAAUCUAAGAACAAAAAAGAAAAGAAGAGAUUAAAGUCUGCUGUGUUCUCUGCUUAGUUAGAACUUUUUACUGAAGGUGAAAUGACCAAUCCAGAAAGGGAAGAAAGAAAGAUGGAAAGCUCUAUGUUGUUACUGCAAAAAGCAAGGGCGCUGGAAAAGGAACUGCCGAAGGACACUCUGGAUGAUGCAGCAACUACAAAGGUAGGAGAAUGAGGAGAGCCUAGAACAAAGCUUUCAGCUAGGAAAUACUUGCCAAAUGAUUCAAAAUGGAUAAAUUGAGGGAAUCCCAAAGGUGGGAACUAGUGGACUGUAAUGUGUCAAUAACUUUUCCCAUCUGGUGACAGGUUAAUGCAGGCUAUGGAUAUUUGGGUCAGCCUUCUACUUGUCCCCUUUCCUCUGUAGUUCCUUUGAUAGACAUAGGUCCUUUGACUAAGAAACAUGUGUUCUUCAUUUCUCCUGAAUCGCCUAUAAACCUACUGGUGAGGAAGCUGCUGUGCAACUUAAUAGAUACCAUAUUUUGUCCUGCGGAGGAAGUGUCUGUGGAGCUUUUUGGGAAAAGGCACCUGAUUUGGACACUAUGUACUUCUGAAAGAAAAGAGGUAUGGCAAAGAGUGGCAAAGAUUCUUAGACACAACACCAAAAACAGGACCCAUAUGGAAAAAAAUAAACAAACUGAACUUCAUAAAAAAUGAAAAAAAUUGCAUUUCAAAAUAUUCCAUUAAGGAAAUGAGAAGACAAGCCACAGAUUGGGAGAAAUAUUGGCAAAUCAUAUUUCUGAUAAAGCAAUUGUAUCCAGAAUACAUUAAGAACUCUUACAACUCAAUCAUAAUAAAGAUAAUAAUCAGACAACUGAAUUUAAAAGUAAGCAGAAGACUUGAAGGAGCAUUUAAUCAAAGGGAAUGACAAUACUGGAUUAAUUUGAGAUACAAAAAAUAGCUUAUCAGCUUUCCGCCAUCUUUCCGUGCCGCCACAAUGGCACACGUGAAUGUCCUGGCUGAUGCUCUCAAGAGCAUCAGCAAUGCCGAAAAGAGAAGCAAACGCCAGGUGCUUAUUAGGCCGUGCUCCAAAGUCAUCGUCCGGUUUCUCACUGUGAUGAUGAAGCAUAGUUACAUUGGCGAAUUUGAAAUCAUUAACGAUCACAGAGCUGGGAAAAUUGUUGUGAACCUCACAGGCUGGCUAAACAAGUGUGGUGUGAUCAGCCCCAGAUUUGAUGGGCAACUCAAAGAUCUAGAAAAAUGGCAGAAUAAUCUGCUUCCAUCCCGCCAGUUUGGUUUCAUUGUACUGACAACCCCAGCUGGCAUCAUGGACCAUGAAGAAGCAAGAUGAAAGCACACAGGAGGGAAAAUCCUGGGAUUCUUUUUCUAGGGGUGUAAUACUUACAAAUAAAAUGCCUCCUGGACAAUA
Molecule: messenger RNA, 2234 nt
Organism: Callithrix jacchus (white-tufted-ear marmoset)
Lineage: Eukaryota; Metazoa; Chordata; Mammalia; Primates; Cebidae
Source: RefSeq, a predicted model, not a curated record